UAUAUAUUUUUUUCCUGCAGGUUUCAUUCAGAGAAAAAAUCGAAUGAGUUCGGAUCCGGUGAUGAGCGUGGCGUAUUUGCGGCGCCGUUCGCAAGACGGGGAACUCGCGGAAAUCGCCUCCAGGCAGUCGGAAUACGGCGGCAGUGGCGGCGGCGGUGGUCCUUUAAAUAACACGAUGGAGGAAUCGGCGCCUUCGAGCAACAGCCUCCGCAUUUUCGGGGGUGGUUGUGAUGGUGUUGGGACGCCGUUGGGGACACGGUGUUGGAAUGCCGUCCGGAAACGCGUCCCGGUCUUGACCUGUCCGACGCGUUAUUCCCUCAAGGACUUUUGGGCCGACUUUUUGGCGGGGAUUCUCACUGGGAUUCCUUGCAUUCCGCAGGGCAUCAUUUACGCUGAGAUAGCGAACCUGCCCAUCCAGUAUGGAUUGUAUGCAGGCUUCAUAGGGCCAUUCAUUUAUGCCAUAUUUGGCACAGUGAAGGAAUUACAUGUGGGUCCAGUGGCAGCCAUUGCUGUGUUGAUUGCUGGUGUGACUGCAAAGGCCUCCCCUGCAUUUGCAGUGGUUUAUACUACUUUGCUGUGCCUUGCAUUUGGCAUCUUUUCUUUCCUAGUGGGUCUUCUGAAACUUGGUUGGAUGGUGGAGCUGGUGUCAGUUCCUGUCACUUCAGGCCUUGUUUCUGCAGCAGCAAUAAUUGUUAUGCUGUGCAACAUAAAAACUUUCCUGGGUUUCAACCAUUUCAGAGGACAGACACUCACUACUCUAUUGCCCAAGUUUUAUGAAAGCAUGGACAAGAUUGUUUAUGGAGACCUGAUUAUGGGUAUUGCUUCUGUGAUUGCAUUGCAUCUGAUGCAGGACUCCAUCAAGAUACAAUGGGGGAAAAUAACUCCCAACAAAUUCAUCUCCAAGACUUUAAGCAUUAUCUGUAAAACCAUUUCCUUGGGAAGGACCCCACUUCUGACAACCAUGUGUGGAUACACUGCCUAUUACCUCAAUGUGCACAGACCAGAGCAACUUAUCACAACAGCAAAGGCUGUUGAUAUUUUGGGCAUUCCAAAACCAAGCAUCCCAGCUUUUACUUGGCCUGCAAGGAAUGAAACAAUUGAUGGAAUCACCUCUGAGCAGCCACAGUUGGAUUUCCUGGGGAUCUUAACUUAUGGAGGAUCAACACCAUUGAUUGUGUUGAUUAUUUGCUUGGUGCAGCAAUCACUGAUCAGUAAAAAUUUCAGGAGAGCUGAGGGAGUGAAUGUGAACCAUGAGUUGAUGUCUUUGGGUGUGAUACAAGUGGCAUCUUCCUUUUUUGGCUCAAUGCCUGUGACUGGAGCUUUUAUUAGGAGUUCAGCAAUGGCUGCUCAAGGAGUUAGGACCAGAUUUGGUGUCAUUUGGGCUGGACUCAUGGUCUUGUUUGCUCUCCAUGUUCUUACACCAUAUGUGGAGUAUGACCCUAAGCCUUCUUUGGCUGCCAUUGUUUUCUGUGCUGUUUUCCAUUUGAUCCAGAGGGAUGAUAUCAUGAGGAUCUGGAAGACAAACAGGAUGGACAUGAUUCCCUUUGCAGCAACAUUUGUUACCAGUCUAUUGGCAGGACUGCAAGCAGGAUUUUGCACAGGAGUGGCAACCAAUAUUUUCAUGCUGUUAGUGGUUGCCUCAGACCCAGACAUUUGCAUUGAGAAUGACCCGCAUAGAAACGUGACCAUCAUCAAACCAGACCGAUCAAUGCACUACCCUGGAGCUGAAAAACUGCGGCGCGCCAUCUGCGACACUGCGCUGCUUGACCAUCCACCAGGUGUCGUUGCUGUCGACUGCUCCGCCCUGGUGGACAUGGACUACUCUACUGUGAAGCGACUCGGAUCUACGGUGUUGGGCCUCAAGAUGGCGCGCGGCACUCGCGUUGUUUUCAUCAACGUGAAGCCGAAAGUUGAACAGGCUCUUCAUGGAUUCACGGAUGGUGCAGUGGAAACGUAUCCUUAUGAUUUAGAAAAAUUGUUGAUGCAAUCUGGCAGUGUCGAUAAUUUGACAGUGAGCGGAAGCAUCGAAACCAUCGAUUCCGUCGUUGUUGCGAACUCAUCGACGGACGAAGAAGUGAUCAAUCUUCAGAAAGGAACUAAUAAUCCUGUUGACUGAAAGACUGGAGAAACUCGUUUUUCGUGGUGUCUAGUCCUACAGAGAUAUGGUUUCUUCUGGGAUGAUUAGCUUAUUUUUCACGGAUUUCCGCGUGGAUGGGCGAUGUUCGCAGCAGUGUCCUGUCGAAUUGCGUGUGAUUCAUGCGGAGUUUUUUGUCUUCAUUAUACAUGAGAUUUCCACAACGUCCUAUGUAUCGAUUGCGAGAGCCAAGAUGAAUAUUGUGGGAUUCCUUUGAUUAAGUUGAAUUGUC
Molecule: messenger RNA, 2366 nt
Organism: Notodromas monacha
Lineage: Eukaryota; Metazoa; Arthropoda; Ostracoda; Podocopida; Cyprididae
Source: the annotation of a GenBank genome assembly